AUGAAGAACCUCAUCGAGCAAGGUCUGCAAGUCACCGCGAUCGAGCAAAACGGAUUCAUCGGCGGAAACUGGCAUCUCAGCCCUAGGAAGGGGCAGACCACUGCGCUUCCCUGGACAUCAUUCAACACUUCUAAACAAACUUGCCACUACACGGACUUCCCUUUCCCGAAGGAUGUCCCUACUCAUCCACCCGCGAAGGACGUCGAGCGUUACCUCGAGGCAUACGCGGACAACUUUGAUCUGAAGCGCCACGUACAAUUCUCGACGAAGGUUACCAAAAUCGAGCGCGAUGAUCAUGCCAAAAAGUGGAUCAUUUACACCCGCAGCACCAAGUCAGACGUUGAAGGCACGGCCGAGGAACAGCAAGUGUUUGACCGCAUAGUCAUCGCGACCGGCAUUCUCAAUGUGCCUGUUGACGUAAACAUCAAGGGGAUCGAGAAGUUCGAAGGAGAGGCCGUGCAUUCACGCGACUUCAAGGAGCCCAAUCACUAUGAGGGCAAGAAUGUUCUCAUUAUGGGCGUCGGAGCCACAGGCGUUGAUACACAAUCAUUUCUGAAAAGGGCCAACGCGAAGACGAUUUACCUCAGUCAUCGCGGCCAGUACUACUUGCUGCCUCGAAUGAUGAACGGCAAAGCCUUCGACCAUACGAUGUCUCUGCGAGCAAUGACAAUUAUCCGAACCCUUGGCGAUUGGUGGCCCAGAGGCUGCGCAAUGCUGUUCUCGAAAGCUAUGGUCAGCGCCCGUAGGAAAGCAUUCCCUUGGCUUGACAAGCAUCCGUCUUUCAUGUCCCCUCGUAAAUUGGACGGAGUCGAGCAUCGCAUCCCUACGUUUUCCAACGACCUGGCGGAUAACCUUCGGGAUGGCUCAGUGAAGGCGGUUAUGGGAGUCAAGGAGAUCACAGGACCCAAGUCUGUCACCCUGACUGACGGUACCGUGCUUGACGAUAUCGAUGCCAUCGUAGUCUGUUCCGGAUACCACUACGAUUUCUCCCUCAUCAAAGGCGCCGGAAACCCCACCGACGCCAAGAAGGCCCCCGACAACUACAAGCGGAUCAAUGCGGCCAAGUACAAGGACCCUCACGACACCCUACCCCGUCUUUAUCGCGGAUUCAUCUCUGAGCAAUACCCGGAGUCUCUCGCCGUGCUCGGGCAUUUUCUCAUCAUGGGCCCUCCAUUCGUGGUCUACGAUCUUGCAACGAUGGCACUGAGCAGUCUCUGGUCCGGUCAAGCGCCGAUCCCCGACCAGAAGGAGAUGACGCGAGACAUCGAUGCCCACUACGACAUGGUUGUGGAGACUCUCGGGCGCGGGCCGGUGCCGCACAUGGGUGCCCGGAUGUUCGGCAGUGACACCUUCAUCUGGUUGAACAAAAUUGCCGGUACCGGGGUGACUAAUCGCCUGCUAUGCUUCAGCCUUGACGCAUGGAAGCUCUGGUGGAAAGAUCGAAAGUUCUAUAACUUGCUUACGGAUGGGGUCAAUUCGCCGCCGUUGCUCCGUCUGUUCGACACCGGGAGGGGCCGGAAGACUUGGCCCGGCGCUAAAGAGGCCAUCAUAGCGAACAACGAGGACGUGAAGCAGCUUGGCGAGAAAUGGAAACAAGAGCAGGAUAAGAUGACAAAAUAG
Colletotrichum aenigma is the source of this 1620-nucleotide messenger RNA. It is a transcript of the gene aurF-1, whose product is annotated as Monooxygenase aurF. Gene Ontology annotation, molecular function: N,N-dimethylaniline monooxygenase activity; NADP binding; flavin adenine dinucleotide binding. The transcript is spliced from 4 exons. The coding region runs from base 1 to 1620 and encodes 539 amino acids. The record is from RefSeq and is a predicted model, not a curated record. Lineage: Eukaryota; Fungi; Ascomycota; Sordariomycetes; Glomerellales; Glomerellaceae.